AGUCGACCGCAGUGUAUCUCCGAUUUCAUAGAAUGUCUGCUCGAUUAGACGAACGUUCGCGACGCUCUCGCUCAGUAAGCCGAUCUCGCAGCCCGUCACAUUCUGUCAGCCGAUCACGCUCGCGUUCUCGUGGAAGAUCCACUCACAGCAACAACUGGAUCUCAGUAACCAAUCUGACACGAAAUGUCACCUUGGAUCAUGUCAAAGAGAUCUUUGCGCAAUACGGAGAGAUUGUGUCCACGGAUUUUCCUUUCAACAGUAAAUUACAAAGUAACCGAGGCGUGUCAUAUAUCGAAUAUGCUAAUCGUUCAGAUGCGGAGAAAGCAAUUGCCCACAUGGAUAAUGGCCAAUUGGAUGGAAAAAUCCUAGUUUGCGUAUUUGGUGAGCCUCCGCGUCGUCGAUCUCCAACACCUCCACCGGCACGUCGUAGACGUAUGUAUUCAAUGGCCAAUGUCUUUCACGUUCACUUCGUAGUAUGUGUUGGCUAAUCUCAUCGCGUCCUUUUUUUUUUUUUGGUAGCAUCAGGAAGGUUUUCACCACCGCCAUUUAGACGAGGACCUGCCCAACCCGAAAGAUAUCGCGGCCGCCCAGCCGAUAACUAUAGAGGACGACGAUACUCGCGUUCUCGAUCCAGGUCGCCGCCACCCCGACGUGGUCGUCGCU
This is a messenger RNA of Umbelopsis ramanniana AG, 663 nucleotides long. RefSeq lists its product as uncharacterized. Gene Ontology annotation, biological process: mRNA splicing, via spliceosome. The transcript has 3 exons. Gene Ontology annotation, cellular component: ASAP complex; nucleoplasm; cytoplasm. NCBI's taxonomy places the organism in Eukaryota, Fungi, Mucoromycota, Umbelopsidomycetes, Umbelopsidales, Umbelopsidaceae. Gene Ontology annotation, molecular function: RNA binding. The coding region runs from base 33 to 488 and encodes 151 amino acids. The record is from RefSeq and is a predicted model, not a curated record.